GCGCGCUGCCAGUGUGCUUUUUGGACACGGAAGUUCAUUGAAGAAAAAAAGAUGUCGUCUCGCUGUUUGAUGUAAACAAAGACUUGGGGAUAAUAACUCUCUUUUUUUGAAGACUUCGGAAUAAUAACGCUUGUUUUUGAAGUCCAAGUGGAAGCAAACACAACAGUAGGCCUCAAGAUGCAUGUUGAAAACGUGUUUUAGCUCAGUGGGGCAGAGCCAGAGAUGGCGGGACGCGGCCGCGGGCGGGGCCGCAGGACGAUGACGUUCAACGUGGAGGCCGUCGGGAUCAACAAGGGAGACACUCUGCCUCCGUCCACCCAGCAGCCCACGCCGCUGUUCCCUGCUUUGGAGCACAAGCCCCUCCCCCUGUCAGGAGGCGAGGAGGCCGAGUAUCUGUUGGCCCUGAAACAGGAGUUCAGAGGCGCCAUGAGGACCCUGCCCUUCUUCAUCCAGCCCGACUGUGCCCGCACAGGUCAGAGGUCACAUGCGGAUGUGGAACGAUACUCUGACAAAUAUCACAGCAGCGAACAGGCCGACGCUUUGACGAGCUGGAUGCCAGACUGGAAGAGAUUCCCAAAAGAGCUGAGGUUGCGUGUCAGGAAAACACCAAAAAAAGGUGCGUCCAAAGUGGUUGUGGUGACACAAAGAGUUCAGGCUGAAGAGCAGAAAAAAGCAGUAGAAGAAAAAAAGGAGGUUCUCCUCAAACUGGAGACGCUGCAGGGCGAGGAGCAGCAGAGCUCGGAGGAUGAGGAGCAGCAGGAGAAGAAAGAGGAGGAUCAGGAGCCGGAGGAAGAGUAUGACGAGGAGGAGCUGGAGGAGGAGACGGACUACAUAAUGUCCUACUUUGACAACGGCGAGGACUUUGGCGGGGAUAGUGACGACAACAUGGAGGAGGCAGUUUACUGAAAUGUUUGUGGCCUUGUGGGUUUAAUGGCGAUUGUCAAUUUUAAGUCAAGAUUUUAAACGUUUUUCAAAGGGAUGUUUUUUUAUAGUUUUGAUUGUUGUACACUUUGUGACUUUUUACCUAAGUGGAGUAAAAAAAAAUUAAUGGAAACUU
Messenger RNA from Entelurus aequoreus (snake pipefish), 1057 nucleotides. RefSeq names its product RNA polymerase III subunit GL b (gene polr3glb). Gene Ontology annotation, cellular component: RNA polymerase III complex. NCBI's taxonomy places the organism in Eukaryota, Metazoa, Chordata, Actinopteri, Syngnathiformes, Syngnathidae. The transcript is spliced from 8 exons. The coding region runs from base 223 to 906 and encodes 227 amino acids. Gene Ontology annotation, biological process: transcription by RNA polymerase III. The record is from RefSeq and is a predicted model, not a curated record.